AUAUUGCUUGUUUUUAGCUCGUGUGCCCCGCAUUUCUGCUCAUUCGAUUGUGCCUCCAAGGGAGUUGUUACUUAACAAUGCUUGGCAUUUGUACGGUGGUGUCGAUUCCAGUUGGUUUUUGUGGUAAUUGCGUACGCACUUGCGAAAUAAAAAGUCAUUACUUGAUCAAUAAAAAACCUAAAAGAAAAAGGCUACAAAUUAGAAAGUGUCGUGACUAGUUUUUCAUAAGUAAAAAGCAACAACAAACAUGGCAAACAAGCUACACAGUGGUAUACAUCAUGCAACGCUGCGGUCGCUGCAAGAGUGCGGCUGUGAAAUAACGCCACAUAAUCUUAUGUAUCCUUUAUUUCUUAUCAACCAAGAUGAUGCAGUGGAGCCUGUGGGCAGCAUGCCUGGCAUAAUGCGUAUGGGUCUGAAUAAGUUACGUGCACACCUUACACCUUUAGUGGCAAAAGGUUUAGGCUCGGUUUUACUAUUCGGUAUUGUGGAUUCAAGUAUGAAAGAUGAUGUGGCCACACAUGCGGAUUCAGAAAAAAAUCCUGUAAUGCGUGCUGUGCCGCAACUCCGUCAAUGGUUUCCAGAUCUGCUUAUAGCCUGUGAUGUGUGUUUGUGUCCGUAUAAGAAAGAUGGACAUUGCGGUAUAUUUGGUGAGGGCGGCAUUGAUAACAAACGGAGUAUUGCACGCUUGGCUGAGGUGGCUGUGAAUUAUGGACGUGUAGGUGCACAAAUUGUGGCACCAUCUGAUAUGAUGGACAAUCGUAUUGGUGCCAUUAAACAGGCUCUGGUUGCUGCAAAUUUAGAAAAUCGUGUAUCUUUACUCUCGUAUGCAGCGAAGUUUGCGUCAAAUUUUUAUGGUCCAUUUCGUGAUGCAGCGCAGUCCAAACCAGCUUUUGGUGAUAGGCGUUGUUAUCAGCUGCCGAGUGGUUCUAAGGGCUUGGCAAUGCGUGCAGUGCAACGUGAUGUACAAGAAGGUGCUGAUAUGCUAAUGGUUAAACCUGGUAUGCCUUAUUUGGAUAUACUGAGAGCAACAAAAGACACUUAUCCGCACUAUCCACUGUUUGUAUAUCAGGUGUCGGGUGAAUAUGCGAUGCUUUACCAUGCAGCACAAAAUGGUGCUUUCGAACUUAAGUCUGUGCUAAUGGAAACAAUGAAAGGAUUUAGGCGUGCUGGCGCUGAUUGCAUCAUAACUUACUUCACACCGUUGCUAUUGGAGAUACUUGAGGACUUGAAGUGAUACCGAAGUUAUUUGCUCAUCAAUAGAAGUUUAAAGUCCAACUUUUUUUUUUUAUGGAAACCUACAUUUCAUAUUGAUAUGAGUUAAUUUUGUUGAGCUGGUUUCUUUCUGGAAAUUCAAAGGUUUUAAUAAUUCAUUAAUAUUAAGUUUUGUUUUUAUUUUAUUUAAUUAUUUUUUGUUUUUGCAAUAAUAUCUUUAUACA
Molecule: messenger RNA, 1436 nt
Organism: Teleopsis dalmanni
Lineage: Eukaryota; Metazoa; Arthropoda; Insecta; Diptera; Diopsidae
Product: delta-aminolevulinic acid dehydratase-like
Exons: 1
Coding region: 248-1234 (328 amino acids)
Biological process (GO): heme biosynthetic process
Cellular component (GO): cytosol
Molecular function (GO): porphobilinogen synthase activity; zinc ion binding
Source: RefSeq, a predicted model, not a curated record